UUUUACUGAGAUCACUGUGUGACCCAGGCGGCGUUGAAGCACCAGGUUCACAGCAGCUGUUUUGUCUGUGGAGAGCUCUCCUGAAACACACAGCCACAGGCUGCUCCAGCUGAAGCUAAGUUUUGUUUUGUUUUUUUUGCCUCUUUGGUGAGUAUCAGACAUGGAUGGUUUCCGAACAAUCCUGAAAUUCUUUAUGAACCGGAGAACUGCUAUUGGCUACAGCGUUAUGGCUCUGCUGACACUGGGAAGUGAACGUGCAUUUUCUCUUGUUGCUUUCAGAUGCCCCUGCAGCAAUGAAAACUUCAAGUAUGGUUUGGCUUUUCUCUUCUCUCCAGCUUUACUUUUGUUUGUUUUUGGAUAUUUCCUGAAUAAUAAGACCUGGAAGCUCUUCACAGGCUGCUGGGUGAACCCCAGAAAAAUAUUCCCCAAAGGGAAUAUCUGCCAUUUCUUCAUCAUCUUUGGACAAAUCACUUUAAAUGCUCUGGUAGCCCCAGUGAUGUGGCUUUCUGUGGCUUUGCUUAACGGGACUUUUUAUGAAUGUGCCAUGAGUGGCCUGAGAAAUCCUGCCUACUUAGAUGCAAUUUGCCACAACAAAUCUGUGAAGUGCUUUGAGGAGCUGUACAAGGUGUCCUGUGACAAAAGCACCAUGCCCUUUUCAGAGAGUGAGGAACUCAAGCUAACACUGCAGGCACACUCCCAGAUUUUAGGCUGGUGUGUGAUAGUGGCUAUGGCUGUUUUCUCCCUGCUAACCACUUGCUGCGCCAGCUGCCAGUCGAAAGUCAGCCAUCUCCAGCUGAAGUUCUGGAAGGUGUAUGCUGAGAAAGAGAAGGAGCAACUGGAGCAGACCUUCCAGCUGUAUGCCACCAAGCUGAGCGAGAGAAACCUGAAGUGUUUUUUUGAGAACAGCAAGCCAGAAGUUAUGCCCCUGCCAGCUUUUCAGGCAUGGGAAGAUGCUUCCCAGCUCCAUACUUUCAGCAGUAGCAAACAGCAUUACAGCACAAUUCACAGGCUAGUAGAAGAAGGCCAGAAAGAAGUCAGUGAGGAAAGAGAGACAACAUAUGACUUCGUAGACAGAAGGGAAAUACCAUAGAUCACAUAUAUCUUCAGUCUUUUUCUACUGCACUAAUAUAGCAUACUUCUAGCUUCUUUAAUGUGUAUAUUUUCUUUCACAGUGGCCCUUUUCUUCAUGAUUACAUUCAGUCCCUGUUUCAUACUUGCAUUUUAUUUUAUUUUUUGAUGAAAUGAAAUUACUUCUCAACAACAGUGAAGACUGCAGUACUCACUAGUGCUUCAGGCUCAUGCCCUGCUGAUAUCAUUGGCUCCAGAUCAAGAGACAACAGCAAAAAGGAUUGAAUAAUGACUUUUGAGAGGGUUUGAACAAUAUCCUAUGUAAAAGAUGCUAGAGCACACCUGUCCUGUAUAAAUCAAAUGGCUAUCAUAAAGCAAUGCAAUUUGAAAUGGGUGGACACAAUAAUAGAAGUUUGUUGCUUUCUUACAGUCCACAGAAAGUAAAGGUUUUGCUACCAGAUCAUUUCCAGUUACAGGAAGUAUUGAGACACAGAGAUGUUUGGCUACUCGGGGCAUCUCAGUGUCUUUGGUCUCCUGUUGCAUGUAGAACACCACAGAUGGUCUCCUUGAUAACCCGUCCUCCUUAUUACUGGGAUGUCUUUGGGGGACACUGAACAGUGAUUUCACUUCACAGUGAGAUACCAAGUAAUUACUGGGACAAAUCUUGCAGUCAAACUUUUAGGUACCAAUAAUUUUGAAGGGCAUUUCUAAUGCUGCAUAGAACCACCAAUGAAUACUAGGCCUGCAGUCAGGAUAAGAUAGAGGGCUUGGAAGACAGUUCCGUGUUUUAAGAUGAGAAAAUACUUUUGCAGAGGACUGAUUUUCAUAUUUUUUGACAUCCUAGGAAAUGGUGAUUGUGUCUGGAGCCAGAGAUGCAAGCAGGUCAUCCAGGUGGGGCAAAGUCCCUGCUGUGGAUAAGGCUUCUCACUCCAUAGAUUUCUGCUUCGCCUCGUUCACGUGGAAUGUACAACAUGGUUCUCACAUUGGGUACGUGAGCCUUUGCAAAUGCUAUAUAAAAGGCAUCACAUUUCUGCCAAGUUCCUCUCCCUGAAAUUACUCAGCGGGCUUUUAUGCAGGAUUUUACUGCCAGGCUCCCUGAGUCUGCAAAGAAUCAUAGCUUUGCACAGCUCUAAUCAGGCUAUUAUCAACAAAACAAUAUGCAUUACCCAGCUCUUCACAUACUCACUGUGUUUCUUGAGAAAAAAAAAAUCUAUCUGCAUUUACAGACCAUUAAUUUUUUAGUUCCACUAUUUACUUAGACUUCUUUUGGUGGUUUUUUUCUGUAUAUUAAGAAGUUUUUUUGCUCUUUGAGUAGUUUUACUGUUUGUUUUUUUCAUCCUAGCUGCCUCACUUUGCAGCAGACUUACGUUAUGUUAUGCACCUCAGUGUACAUGCUGCAGCUGAAAGCCUAGAGGCAAGCCUGCCAAAAUGAAAGUCAUGACAGCAAGCAGGUCUGGCAACAGUGAGACAGACCUGCAGGUUGUCACAGAACUAUGGCCUUUCACUUCACUAAAUUCAUGGCAGAAAAUAACCAGAGCAUGGGCGAAGCUCUGGGUAUGUGUGAUUACAACAGACAGGAAGGAUGCUGUUUGUAAAAGCCCAUAUCACAGGUAUUCUGAUCUCACCCAGAAAACUAUUCACAAACUAAGCUUUAUUGGUGUAAUGGCAGGGAGUUUGGAACUAGAUGGUCUUUAAGAUCCCUUCUUACUGUAGCUAUUCUAUGAUUCUAUGAUUCCCUUUGAUUUGUUCUCUUUACUUAUUUUCUUCUGACAUUCGUACAAUCAGUCUCAUACUGAUCCUGUAGGAUUUUGUAUCCUGCAGAAGAUGAUGAUCUUUAUUAUAUGCAGUUUAAAAGAAGAGACAAAACCUUCCAAAAGAAUCAAAUGCUGGCUUUUACUUCAGGCCUACUGAAAGAAAAAUCAUUUCUAUUCCUCUGCUAAAUUUUCCUUCCCAAAGCUGUCUGUUUACCUCACCAGCACCAAAGAAACCCAGAGCAAGCAAGGACGAAACUGAGAGUGCACUAAGUAGAUUAAAAAGCUGAUAUGCUUAUAUAAGGAACAGGUUGGGUUGACAUAAUGAUGGGUUCUCUACUGUUCAGUAAGAUCUGGGAAACAAAGGUUAAAGCAUGUGUAGAAGAGGAGGGAAAGGUGGGAGGACCAAGCGGACAAUUUUUCUUCCACAGGAGGUAGAAAAGGAGCACUCCCCUCACUCUCCCUUUGCUGCAUGCUUACAGGUGAUUUGUACUGAGAGUGUGAGGAGAUGCUGGCUGCAGCUAUCAACCCUCUGUUCUGGUCUGCUGAGAGCAAGAUGCACUUAACAGCCCUAUGGCAUGAAAGAUCUGAUGGUUUUGGCUAGCCAGCUGCAGGGGGCUGCUGCUUCUGCAUUCCCUUUUCCCUGUGCCUCAUAGCAUGGUCUCUACUUUGGAAGUACAGCUGCUGAGUGCCGAGUACUAUGACAAGUGCCUGGUUGGAGCCUCAGUAUCUCAGUGAACUUUGUUCCCAGGGCAGUGUUAUUUUAGCUCUGCUCUACUUCCAAAAUGUCUGUGAUUUAAUGCAAUUGCCAUGUGGUUCUUGGAAUACUUCUAUCAAAACAGGCAAAAAUAAAUUACAGUUUGACCUAUUUUUUUUCAGAAAGAAUCUGAUUUUGGCAAAUUUAACUCUAUUCCUAAAUCAGUUAUCACAAAAAGCUUUUUUGUAUCAACGCUGUCACAGAAUUAAAGUUAAGCAGCUGCCACAGAAGAUCAUUUUCAAUACUAUUAAAAACAAAGUGAUCAAAAAAAAGAAGCAGAAUUGACAUUUUCUCUCAGAAAAUUUAGAUUUUGUAUUAACUUUGAUGCCUGUCAAAUGAGUCCACAAAUAAACAGGAAGCAUCUGGUCUCUUUCUA
Molecule: messenger RNA, 3952 nt
Organism: Coturnix japonica (Japanese quail)
Lineage: Eukaryota; Metazoa; Chordata; Aves; Galliformes; Phasianidae
Gene: CALHM5
Product: calcium homeostasis modulator family member 5
Cellular component (GO): plasma membrane
Molecular function (GO): monoatomic cation channel activity
Source: RefSeq, a predicted model, not a curated record